UUGCGUUCUGGUGGCCAGAGGAGGCGUGGAGAGCGGCAGAGAGAGGACGCAGCGGAGAGCCUGUCGGAGUGUUCAUGAUUACAGAGAUGCGGUUUUAGUUAGUUCUCCUCUGCUUGUUUCGGAUUGAUCUGCGGACUGAAAGAACUCGGACUUGUUGGUGUCACAAAGUAAACUUCAGUGGAUUAUUGCUCAUUGAAAAUAAAAUAAAAUAAAAUAAAAUAAAAUAAUGGCUUCAGGACGAUUACGCACAAAGACCCCGGGGACGGCAGCCCUUUUCGCCCGCUCGUCCCUCUGUCUCCUCGGCCUCUUGGUCACCUUCUCCCAUCCCGCCUGCGACGCGUUCAACCUGGACGUGGAGAGCCCCGCUGUUUAUAGCGGACCCGAGGGGAGCUACUUCGGAUAUGCCGUUGACUUUUAUUUGUCUGAUUCUGCCAGUGCAAGUGUGGUCGUUGGAGCUCCCAAAGCCAACACGAGGCAGGUCAACGUUACAGAGGGAGGUUCUGUCUUCUACUGUCCGUGGAGCCUCAAACAAUCAAACUGUCACGUCAUUGAGUUUGAUGCAGAAGGAGAUCGCCAUGUAGUGAUCAACACCACAUCGUACCAAAUUGACUUCAAGUCUCAUCAGUGGUUUGGUGCCACUGUGCGUUCUCAUGGUGACACAAUUCUGGCUUGCGCCCCACUGUACUCCUGGAGAACUGAAAAGGAUAUCCCCCGUUCUGAUGCUACAGGAACCUGCUACCUCUCAGUCCAGAAUUUUACCAAAUUUGUAGAAUAUGCUCCCUGUCGAACAGAGAUUAGUGAUGCAGAAGGACAAGGCUACUGUCAGGGGGGAUUCAGUGCUGACUUUACAAGGGAUGGCAAAGUGGUGCUGGGUGGGCCUGGCAGCUACUUCUGGCAAGAUAGGAUCGUAUUUUGGCUACGCACUGGCGACAACUGACAUCAACAAUGAUGGGAUGAUUGAUCUGCUGGUGGGUGCGCCAAUGCUAAUGGUUCGAGGUUCUGACAGUCGUCUGGAAGAGAUGGGCCGGGUCUACGUUUAUCUACAGCGUGGCCCUUUAAAGCUGGAGCUGAGUGCAACUCACCCCCGCCUGACAGGCACCCAGGUGUUUGGGAGAUUUGGCAGCACAAUUGCACCACUGGGAGACCUGAACCAGGAUGGUUUCAAUGAUGUGGCUAUAAGCUGUCCGUUCGGAGGAGAGGACCAACAGGGACUGGUCUACAUCUAUAACGGAUACUCUGAAGGUCUUAAGGAAAAGCCCUCUCAGGUGAUUGUGGGCCAGUGGGCUGCUGGGACUGUUCCCGCAAGCUUUGGGUUUGCCCUCCGAGGAGCUAAGGACCUGGACAUGAAUGGAUACCCAGAUCUGAUAGUUGGAGCAUUUGGUGUUAAUAAGGCAGUUCUUUACAGAUCCCGUCCCAUAGUCAACACCAGCGCCUCUCUGACAAUUUAUCCCACCAUGAUCAAUCCUGAGGAGAAGAACUGCAUGAUCACCAGUGAAAAUGCCAGCAUUCCUGUUUCCUGUGUCAACCUGAGUUUCUGCAUAUCUGCUGAUGGGAAACACCUACCAGCCAAUCUAGAUUUCCAGGUGGAGGUGCAGCUUGACAGUCACAAGCACAAGCAGAAAGGUGCAGUGAAGAGGGCUCUGUUCUCAGAUUCCCAGGAGGCUUUGCUGCGGAGAAGUGUUAGAGUGCGCCGCGGGGAGCGUCUGUGCGACCAGACAAAGAUCUACUUGAGAGAUGAGAAGGACUUCAGGGAUAAACUUUCCCCUAUUUUCGUGGCCUUCAACUUCAGCUUGGAUCCAAAAGCUGCUGCUGACACCCACGGCCUGCGGCCCAUCCUCAACUAUCAGACCACCGACGUCAUUGAGCAGAAGGCUCAGAUUCUGCUGGACUGCGGAGAGGACAACAUCUGCGUUCCUGACUUGAAGCUUGCAGUUUAUAGUGACAGAAAGGAAGUCUACCUCGGUGAUGACAACUCGGUGACCUUGACUUUCAAUGCCAGGAAUGAAGGAGAGGGAGGAGCUUAUGAGGCAGAGCUGCAUGUAGUGUUACCCCCUGAGUCUGACUACACCGGUAUUGCUCGUAACAAUGAGAGUUUAACCCAGCUCACCUGCAGCUAUGAGACCGAGAACCAGACCCGCUACCUCAGCUGUGAUCUGGGCAACCCAAUGAAGGCUGGUACCAACCUUUGGGCAGGUCUGCGUUUCACUGUGCCACGGCUAAAGGACACACACAAAACUGUCCAGUUUGAUGUUCAGAUACGCAGUAAAAACGAGAACAAUUCCAACAGUGAAGUUGUGUCCUACAAGCUGGAGGUGGUUGUUCAGGCUGAUGUCAUUCUUCAGGGUGUGUCUCGACCAGAUAAGGUUUUCUUUCCCCUGGCCAACUGGAAAGUGCCCAAAACGUAUGCAGUGGAACAGGAUGUGGGGCCUGCUGUGGAACACAUUUAUGAGCUUGUGAACAACGGCCCGAGUCAGAUCAGCAACACCGUACUGGAGUUGCGGUGCCCUCUGCGUUUACAGGACCACACUCUCCUUUACCCCCUGGAGUUCUYCACCGAAGGCUCCAUUAACUGCACUGCGGACAAAAACAUGAACCACCUGAACCUCAGGCUCCAGCGAAUGUCCACAGAGUCUCCCGUUCUGGCACUGAAGGCCCAUGAGCACCAUGUUGCGAGGAGGGAUAUCCACAAGAACCAGCUCUCCCAGCUGACUAACCUGUCCUGCUCUAAUGUGGAGUGCUGGAUGCUGCAGUGUAACGUGGGCCUGUUGGAGAAGGGAACAACUGCCAUCCUCAAAAUGCGCUCCCGCAUCUGGGCUAAGACCUUCACUGAGAAGGCUUACAAGCAGUAUGUGCUGGAGUGUCUGGCCAGAUACAGUGUGAAAAAGAUGCCCUAUGCAAUCCCACCGAAACAUUUUCCGACCGGACACAAAAAGGUGGUGACCCCGGUGGUGUGGAACAAGCCUGACAUUGAGAACUCAGUACCUCUGUGGAUCAUCAUCCUGGCCAUCCUGGCUGGUUUGCUGCUUCUGGCUCUCCUUAUUUACGUCCUCUACAGGCUUGGUUUCUUCAAGCGAUCCGUACCUUACGGCACUGCCAUGGAGAAAGCACAGCUCAAACCACAGGCUGCCUCUGAGGCCUAACCGGCCUCUAGAAUACCUAACCCACAAACCCCGCAAAUWUCUGGCCAUGUGAUUGCAAUGGAGGAACAUGAUGGAACGUGAUCAGAGAGCAGGUUGAGAGUUGUGUGAAAGAGAGACUACUAGAACUCCACUGUGCUGCACUAGAAGAAAACUAAAUCCCAAAAAAUUCCAAACCAAAUGAAUGUUUUUUUUCCCAGUUUGGGAUUGUUAUCAAGUUAAAUAUUUCUGCAUCUUUGAAGACUAAUUUCGGACUUUACAACAAACUGCACAGAUGACCACGAGCCCAUGCCAGCAGCAGCAUGUUGGAUUUACUUUGACAGAUUCUUGGGAUGGAAACCUCAGAAACACUCAUUUAACUGCCUUUUAUUGGUGCUAAUAAUCAGAUGCGUUUGCUGCCGUUGAUAGUAAUCGGCCGUGUGUUGCUUGUUGCCUCUGGGAGCUGUGAAUCCUGCUGCUUGAUGAGGUCUGAGAAGUCUCAGAUGCUUUCUGAGCACACAAUAUUAGUUUACCAUUUCAGGCUAAGCGUUAGCUGCGACGGGCAACAAUGUAUCCAAAGUUUAAUCGUUAAAAACUGUUUAAUAGCUUAAAUCCAUCCUUUUCUUUUUGUAAGUUAGACCCCCAAGUACAUGCUGGGAUAAAAUCUGCCCCCCGGCACCUCCAAACACAAAACGCGGGUAUAUAUAAAAAAAAUGCGUAGCUGGAUGUUUCUCAGCUGUUGAUGAAAAUGAUCACUUUCUGCCUCAGGAUGGUGGACUGUGUGUUUUGCACUCAAAGGAAAUCUACUGAUAUUUUUCCUAUAAGACACCAAAGACUGACUGAGCUUCCUUUGAGUUCUGACUCUGACUCCUACUGAAGACUUUGAAGUCCUGUACGCUUGUUCUCAGCUUCCAGGUUGUGUCUUUGACUGGGAUGGGACUGGAACCACCGCAGACCUGUGAAACCUCGUGAAAGGCCUGAAGCGGCGUUCUCAAACAUGUCUUUACUCCUGAUUACUUUGGGCUCAUUUAGAAUAAAGACCACUUGCAAGCAAGAGAUACUUAGGGAGAAAGCAUCAAUUUUGACGGCCAUGGUUUGACAACAUCCUUGACAAAAGCAGGACAAUCAGCAGUGAUGUAGCCUUGACAGGAGGCUGAAGAUGGAUAGAUCCCUCUUUUCAGCUUACAGCGUGUUGCUGWAUGAGAUACUGUAUUUUAAUAUGCUUUAUGGGUAAAAUGAAUGAGAAACAGGUGUCAUCCAAAACCAAAAGGCUACAGGGACUGAACAAUAUAAUGUUUUGUUUUAAUUUACUGUGUACAUAGGGUUUUUUAUGUGCCUUAAAUGUAAAUACUAUUGUCUGUGGGUUAGAUUCUGGGUUGGGUGAGUGUGAAACUUUGAGUGUACAUGUAUUUGUGUGAAUGUUAUAU
This is a messenger RNA of Austrofundulus limnaeus, 4543 nucleotides long. RefSeq names its product integrin, alpha 5 (fibronectin receptor, alpha polypeptide) (gene itga5). The record is from RefSeq and is a predicted model, not a curated record. Gene Ontology annotation, cellular component: integrin complex; external side of plasma membrane. NCBI's taxonomy places the organism in Eukaryota, Metazoa, Chordata, Actinopteri, Cyprinodontiformes, Rivulidae. Gene Ontology annotation, biological process: integrin-mediated signaling pathway; cell-cell adhesion; angiogenesis. Gene Ontology annotation, molecular function: integrin binding.